AAGUCCCAGAAUAAGAAAUUCCCAAUCAAAGUUCAAACUUCGUUGGUUUCAUUACUUUCUGCCACUCCCAUCACUCGUCCCUCUCCCCACCGAGUCUCAAGUCUUUCCUUCCCUUUUGGAUUCCUCUUGCUUUCUCAAACUUUCCCUCUUCACGAAACGGGAAAAAGUAGAAACGUUAACACCCAUAUAAGAGCACGUGAGAGAUUCACAUUGUCUCUCCUCUUCAAAGGUAAAAAAAACUCAUGAUGUACACGUUUAAAGAGAAAGUGACGGACAGGUUCACCCGUUUCUUCGCCGACUCGUCCUCGUCCUCGUCCUCGUCUCCAUCUCAGGCCAGGCCUUAUUCUGAAGGCGAGAAAACCUUUUCUUCAUAUUUUUCCUACAUUAACCCUUCAGCUGGAUUUGAUCGAUCCAUAUCAAACAAGCAUCAAAAUGAUCUCAAAUCAAUUCAAGAACACCCUGCUCUAUAUAGAACUGCAAACUCUGUUGCUCUAGAUGAAUCCUUGGAAGACUGUGCGAAAAGUAGUCCAGUAUGUGACAAGAAAGUAACAACAAUUACUCAAGAUGACUAUGUAGACCCGGCUUCUGGCAGGAGCACUAGUGGGUCUGAAGUGUUUGAAGAGGCUACUAACCGACACAGCCCACGGAAGACUUUUCCGUGUCUCAUGGAUGAAUCUGUUUUUAUUUCCACAGAUUUGUAUGAAUUCUUGCUGUCUUCCUUGCCUAAUAUUGUGAAAGGGUGCCAAUGGAUGUUGUUGUACAGUACGUUGAAACAUGGUAUAUCACUGCGUACACUAAUUCGCAAGAGUGCUGAUCUUUCUGGUCCAUGUUUGCUGAUUGUUGGUGACAGGCAAGGUGCUGUGUUUGGUGGGCUGCUAGAUUGCCCCUUGAAGCCUACAGCGAAGAGAAAAUAUCAAGGAACAAACCAAACAUUUGUAUUUACGACCAUAUAUGGUGAACCGAGAUUAUUUAGACCAACAGGAGCCAAUCGAUAUUACCACUUAUGUAUGGAUGACUUGCUAGCAUUUGGUGGUGGUGGCAACUUCGCCCUGUGCUUGGAUGGAGAUCUGUUAAGUGGAACCAGUGGACCGUGCCAAACAUUUGGGAAUUUGUGCUUGGCUCAUAACGAAGAGUUUGAGUUAAAGAAUGUUGAGCUAUGGGGUUUUACACAUGCAUCGCGUUACCUUACCUAGCACAAGGCUCUUUCUCAAUAAUAUUCUUAAUUCAUUUACCUCAAAUUUGGUCGGCUCCUUGCUGAUGCUAUAAUGAUAUAUAUAUAUGAGAUGAGGGAUUGUUCAUUUGUUGAAGUAUAGAAUCGUAAA
Messenger RNA from Juglans regia (Persian walnut), 1322 nucleotides. Its product is annotated as oxidation resistance protein 1-like. The record is from RefSeq and is a predicted model, not a curated record. The transcript has 8 exons. NCBI's taxonomy places the organism in Eukaryota, Viridiplantae, Streptophyta, Magnoliopsida, Fagales, Juglandaceae. Bases 243 to 1193 code for a protein of 316 amino acids.